AGAAGACAAGACAAUUCUCCAGAAAUCAACGGAAGUAAGGAGAUCAAGCACAUCCCAGGAACGAUGACGAGCUCUUUAGAGAGCGUUGCGGGUCUCACGGAUCAAAAAUUGAAGAUCGAGCAGUACAAAGCAGCUUUGGCGAAGGUCCUUGACAGCGGCAGCGCGCAACAAUGCAAAGAUUUCUUAGAACACAUGCUCUCGGACGCAGUUCCUCUUGUUGUCAGCAGACAGCUCCUGCAACAAUUCACACAGGACAUUAAGCAGAAACUUCCGCAUGAUGUCCACAAAGAAGUAGCCACAUUUGCACUGGAUGCCCUGCAGCCGCGAGUGGUCAGCUAUGAGGAACAGGUGACAGCCAUCAGGGAGCAGCUGGCAGAGCUACUAGAAGAUGAGGAGGACUGGGCCAAAGCAGCAAAGGUCUUGGCAGGCAUCGAUCUUGACUCAGGCAUGCGAGUUCUGGACGACGAGUACAAACUGCGGCAGAACAUCAAGAUAGCCAUGCUCUACUUGGAGGAUGACGAUGCGGUCAGCGCUGAGAUCUUCAUUAAGAAGGCCGCCACGCUCAUCGCCAGCUGCAAGGUCUCUGAGCUGGAGUUGAAGUACAAGAGCUGCUAUGCGCGCAUUCUGGACGCCAAACGCAGGUUCCUGGAAGCUGCCACCAGGUACUAUGACCUGUCCCAGGUCAGCAGCAGCGACACCGACGCUGGCAUCAAGGUUGGGGAGGACGAGCUGGAUCAGGCGCUGACAGCGGCAGUGACGUGCUGCAUACUGGCGGCGGCUGGGCCGCAGCGCUCGCGAGUGCUGGCCAACCUGUACAAGGACGAGCGCUGCGCGCGGCUCCCCGUCUUCUCCUUCCUCGAAAAAGUCUACCUCGAGCGCAUCCUGCGCCACCAGGAGGUGGAGGCGUUUGCGGAGGGGUUGCAGGCGCACCAGAAGGCGGUGACGGCGGACGGCACGACGGUGCUGGAGCGCGCUGUGGUCGAGCACAACCUGGCGGCCGCAUCGCGCCUCUACACCAACAUCUUCUUCGCCGAGCUCGGCCAGCUGCUGGGCGUGCCCCCGGCCUCCGCAGAAAAAGUCGCCUCGCGCAUGAUCACCGAGGGCCGCCUGCAGGGGUCAAUCGAUCAGGUGGAUGGGCUGCUGCACUUUGAUUCUGACACAGAGGGGCUGAAGCAGUGGGACGAGCAGAUCGCCUCAGUCUGCAACCAGCUGAACAGCAUCCUCGACUCGGCUGCUGACCGCGGCUUGCCUGUCUUUGUGUAG
Molecule: messenger RNA, 1263 nt
Organism: Coccomyxa subellipsoidea C-169
Lineage: Eukaryota; Viridiplantae; Chlorophyta; Trebouxiophyceae; Coccomyxaceae
Exons: 8
Coding region: 64-1263 (399 amino acids)
Cellular component (GO): cytosol; COP9 signalosome
Source: RefSeq, a predicted model, not a curated record